Solenopsis invicta (red fire ant) is the source of this 7898-nucleotide messenger RNA. It is a transcript of the gene OtopLa, whose product is annotated as proton channel OtopLc. The record is from RefSeq and is a predicted model, not a curated record. Gene Ontology annotation, cellular component: membrane. Gene Ontology annotation, biological process: proton transmembrane transport. Lineage: Eukaryota; Metazoa; Arthropoda; Insecta; Hymenoptera; Formicidae. Gene Ontology annotation, molecular function: proton channel activity.
CAAGUGUCAGUUUCAUGUUUCACUCGACUGUAUAACUGUCCAGUAAAUACGAUUACAGUCUACUAUGAAGCAAUUAAAAACAUAUCGUCAAAGAAACAAAAACGAAGAGCCUGAAGAGAUGCAACGGUGUCCAUAUCUACAUGAGAUGAAAGAGCGCUUGCUCUCCCAGCCGACACCAACUGAUAGUUUAGACAUGGAACGACUCGACGGUGGUACUCCUGUUAAGGAGGCUAAUCUGCACAACGAUUAUCCAGCGCAUAUGAAUCCAGGUGUGAUACCCGAGCCCCCGGAAAUGCCGCCUGAUUCUUUGAUUGGCACCGUUGUCAAGCUGAACUCGGAUGGCUACGGUUCGCACACGUCGCCUGCGCAUGCGAGGCAGCCCCUAGUUCCACAGAAUUCGAAUAACCCACCCCUCUGCUUCACUCCUACGUAUUCCGGUCCAGCUAAUGGCAUGCUGCCAAAGAAUGCGAAAACGUCGCUUUUCAUCAUCAUGAGCUUCAUCUAUUCGAAGCUGCUCGUAGUGGUAUGCAUUGCUUAUGUAAUAAGCGAAGUGGUGACGCACAAACUGCCACUGUACUAUUACGAGGGAUUCUUCACGUAUCUUUACGGCAUGAGUAUCCUGUUUCUGCUGUACGUCUUCUGCUUCCUCCUUCAAGAGAGCGCUUGCUGUGCGAGAGGAACUGAUACGCCGCCGCCGCCACCGAGACCGCCCAAAUCUGGCUGGACUUCUAAGGAACCUAAGGAUAAGAACAAGGAUAAGAAAAAGGAUAAGAAAGAAAAGGACCAGAAGCAGGCGAAACAGACCAAAAAGGAACCUCCUCCUCCUCAGCAGGAUACGACUGAUGUUGAAGCUGGCGUAGCUCCUUCUCGUUCUGUCUGUCGGAAACGAAAGACUUCGCAAAAUGAUCACAGUCAUGGAAGCUUCUUCCUUAGAAUUGGUGCAAUAGCGUUUGGACUGGGUACUAUGGUAUACAACGGUUUGGAGUUUGGUGCGUUCUUUGAGGUGCCACCCACAUCACCCUGCUAUCAAAUAUUACAAGGUGUUAAUCCGGUUUUACAAAUGAUCUUCACCUUUAUGCAGAUGUACUUUAUCUUCAUGAACUCUCGAUUGAACAUCCAUCGCUUCAAAGUCAUCGCUCGCUUCGGUCUGAUGCACGUAGUCGCGACGAAUCUCUGCGUGUGGAUACGCACGCUGAUUCUAGAGAGUCUCAAGGAGAUCACUCAAUAUCACAAAAGAAUGGGCCAAGUUGAGGCGGGAAUUCUCGAGCAUCAAGCAGUCAAGCAGCACUCGAUGCGAAACGCAGGGGCCAUAUUGGGUACCGAGGCACGCAGCAACGUAGCACAACAAUUACGAGAAGCUCCUCUUACGGCCGCUUCGAGGUCAACGACCAUGCCGCCGACGAGCACAGUCGUGACAGUCGGCACUGCUCUGGGUCGCGUGAUGACAACGACGGCCAGAUCGAUCGCGGACGCUUUCACCUCACCGUCUACAACGCCGUCCACCUCGACUACCUGGACGACCCCUACGACGACAACACCGUCAACUACCACCUUCGCGUUGCCUAAUCUAACAACCACCACGGCGACAACUUUGUCGACUCUCUUGACCACGUUCACACCGUCGACCACCAGCACCACAACUACUACCACCACCACCGAGAGAAUCACCACUAUCCCGACUACAACGAGCACAAGUACCACCUCGACUACCACGCCGUCCACUACUACGUUCUGGUCGCAGAUUAUGGAGCUGAUGAACGCCCCGCAGACUGACAUAGAUAAUCAAGUACCGCAGAUCUUCGAUGUGAGCAACUUGACGAAUAACAGCGAGUAUUGGAGCCCGAACUUAGGUAUCUACGCGGAAGCUCUGACGGAGGAUGGUUCGGUGUCCAAUUCGUGUGGACGCGUCAAUAUUAUGGGAACUAUCGUGCAGGAUGCGGCACCAUAUCUAUUUCCGUUUAUAAUCGAGUACAGUUUGAUCGGAAGCAGUGAAGCAGCAGUGAUUUACGUCAUGUGGAAGCAUAUCGGCCGACAUCCGCGUUGGCCUCAUCUGGCAGAGGCUGAUCUUGAACGUCGUCUGGAGGCUAUGUUAUCUCGAAGAGCCGUCGCUCUUGCUCACGCAGGUCACACCCGAGUCGACUGCGUUGGAGCGAGCAAAGGUCUCUUCUUCGGUCUGCUUCUUCUGGUUGGCUCCCUGAUAUGCCUGAUACUGUUCUUCGUGCUGAUCCAUCAUCCGGAACUUGGAUUGCUCGCGAUUUAUCUCGCUGAUGUGUCUCACUGCGUCUUAAUGGCGUUAUCCAUCGUUGCCAUAAUCAUCGGCUUCAUCCGCGUGCAAAGCCUCAAGUUCAAGGCCGAAGAGCAGAGCGAUCUUAAUGACAUCCUCCUGCGCGUCUCCGCUUUCGGUCUCUUCAUCUAUGCCGUCUUCAGCGUGAUCGCCGGUUCCCUAGCGGCCUUUACGCACGAGCCGAAUCUGCUGGUGAUGGUGACGGGAUUGCUUUCGGUCGUUCAGGUAGUCCUUCAAAUGCUCUUCAUCGCCGAUGUAUCGCGUAGGCGAGUUCACCUGCCAGAACACGAUCGCAGCAAGCCCGGUCGGCAGGUGGUCACUUUCCUGUUGAUCUGCAACGUGACCAUGUGGGUGAUUUACACUUUCGAGACUCAGAAGGUCGUCAACAAUCCGGUGCAGCUUGAUUUCUACGGAUUCCUCGCUUGGGCCAUUGUGCAGAGGGUCACCCUGCCGCUGUGCAUCUUCCACAGGUUCCACAGCGCCGUGACGCUGGCCGAGAUCUGGAAAACUAGCUACAAGGCGCGUCUGGAGUAGACGAGCGAGGAGUCUCGUCAUAGUCAAUCGUCCGGAGUGGUCGUCGGUUGGAACGAAAGAGCGAGCAGAACAAGCAGGUCAGGAUGCUCGACGACCUCGAUCACGUACAUCGAUUUCGGGUCUCGAAAAAAAGAUUGAAGAGGAGAGAAACGGAAAGAUAGAAUGAAAGAUCGAUUGAGAAGAUCGACGGACGGAAAAACAUUGCAAAACUAACGGAUCAGCCGGAAUAAUCGAACAUAUACAGCGUGCCUGACACGCCCGUUGCAAGAAGAAGAAGAAAAAGAAGAAGAAGAAGAAGAAGAAAUCUUCGGAUGAUAUCCAAGUCGUUGAUAAUUGUUGACAGUUCCAAGAAUCCAAGUUGGAAGUUGAAGAUAUAUCUCGUUGAGAAACCCUUUAUCGACAACUGAAGAGACGCUUCAGUGAUACGAUCAAGGUCGAUCUGACAUCCUCGAAGAGGAGAGCUCUCGCGUUAAGUAGAGCCCAGAUAUGAUCGUGUUGAACCGCAAACCGUUUCUUUGUCUCCUGUUUUAUGUACGUUAUAUUUCUUCCUCUGUUUUCUCUUUUAUGUUCUUAGCAUUGGUCGGUAGAGACAACAGGGAGAAUGACGGAUCAGUGACCUGGACGAUCGACAAGUCUUGUCAAUCAGACAGGCUUUCACCGUGAUUUCGGCGUAAACGAAGCACAAAACAACAAAAAUGUUAGCGCAUACGCAUUUUCCUUCACCGCGUUUCUCACCUUACACGAUCUCUAUAUACUGCCACCAAAUUUUCUACUUUUAUAUGUAUAACGUUAUAUGUACCGUAUAUGUACCCUCGCCCCAUUGCGCAUUAUCAAGAGCAUUAUAGACAAUUCGGUUCACACUCGCGGGGAUUUAGAUUGUUCGAUAUUUCCCGAAAUUUCUCUUAUUUCAUUAAUUACGGAUAUGUCGGAUGUCGCUGUGAUAUACUUUUGUGGAAACUUGAGUCGGCGUUGGCGGCGAAUUUCCUUCUAUUCGCAUAUUAACGUACGUUUAACUAAAUACUUGAAUAUUUUUGUAAAUCAUCGAUAUUUAGUGGACGAGAUUAGCCUCUAAGUUUAUCGUGUUUGGUUUACGCUCUCCGAUGUACGUAUAUCUUACGAAACGAAUAAUUGAUUCGCUAUCAGAAUUCGACGUAUCAAACGAUUAGCUGACCGUCGAAGUAAACGGCUUCGUUUCCGCACUCUAUCAAAAUAAAAUUUCACAAUCGUGAAAAGAAACAGCGCGAACGGAGUUCUUAGACUAUUCAUCAAUGCGCACCACGAUGCGUGACACGGUCAUCGUAACCGAAACGAACGAGAUGGUUGUGGUUGUGCACUCUUCGCGGUCAAAGUCUAACGGAAGAAAUCUUAAAAGAGGCUCGACGUAGAACAGGGUAAUUUCGCGGCGUUGUUCGCUUAAGAAAAAAAAAAAAAAUGCAAGUUGAGCGAACGUUUCGGUCUCGCGGAAGAUCCUCUCGUUCUCGCGAAACUCUUCGCCUGAGACGCGAGCGCUCCCUCGCGUUCAAGAGCGCGCAAUUAUCGAGAGAUUUGUCCCUUCAAAAGGGACAUUUUCUUGCAUCCGCAAGAUCUCUGUCGUUAUUUCUCGUUGCGUGCCGCAGAGUACAAAAUUGCUUUUGAAAUUUUUCGAAUCCCCUUUUAUCGACACUUUUCGAUCAUUCGCGCGCCUCGAAUGAAUGCGCCAGCAUCGCGUACCCCCGUCGUAUCUUCCUCAUCGCGAUCAUUUGGUGAGAGUCUUCGGACACUUAAAAAUCAACAUUGAACGAAGAGCCAAGUGAGGAAGGAGACCUCGUGUUCGAAGUCAACACUAGCGAUUGUGUGUAGAGAGAGCAUUUUGUUUCAGACUCGCCGAGUACUCUGAAUGGCAUAUACUCGAGAAGUUAUCGCGAAACGUAAACGGAAGUUACGCUCUAUGAUGCAGAUUGUGUGACUAAAACGUACGUAAAAGCAGCGCGAAGGAAGUCAAUGAUGACUUUAGGUCAGAGAGGCUUACUUUUUGGCGACGAGCGAUUCGUACGUGUUUGUCCUUUCAACUUGAAUAUUCUGACGGACGGUACCACGUUUGAACGUCAAAGAUUUCCAUUGUGAAUGGCUUAAUUCUUUGAGGGGCGACGGUGCAGCUUGUGUACUUCACAGUAUAAUUGUAUUAGGUGUCGCGACGUUUGUGCGUUUCUAUGUUGGUGCGAUGUGGUUUAAUUUGUGAACUACAGUGCCUAAGUUCCGCUCUAGUACCGCUUGUCUCUUUCGGAGAUCCUAUACAAAAUACGCUGACUUUCUCGGCCCCUGAAAGAGUUAAGGGAGAGAGAACUUCGGGGGUACAGAAAAGAAAAAACGAAAAGAAGACUAUAAUCGGUACACGCGAAUAGAGGAGCUCGCACACCACUCACGAAAUAUAAGAGGUAAUUAUUCUCAUCAUUAUUGAUUAGUGUUUAAGCCUAUCUCGAAGAGAUAUCGAUCUUUCGCAUUUACUUCGCUAUUGAUAUCGUAUGUAGAUCGUUGAGAAAAUAACGUUCACCGUAUAGCGAUUAUACUUUGUGAAUUUCUUCACACAAUCCUUGUGAAAAUACUCCCUUUUCCCGUGAGCAGCAAAACGAGUGAAACACAUUAAGUUUUAUUUAAUAAAAUUUACGCUGAGACGCGUAAAUUUUAUUCGGAAAAACUUUCCCGCGCGAGAUGAAGGAAACAAUAAUACACGAGACACACUCGAAAUCCUGACGGAAAUCAUAAUUAUACACCAGUCGACGUCUUUAGCUUUCGAGUCUAAAUAUUUUAAUUAUUAGACAUAAUAUAAAUAAAAUAGGUAACGCGUUCGUGCGCGAACUAAGAGAAAUGUUGUUGCACCCACAAGCUUACUAAAACAGCCGUUAAGGAUCGAUUAAACAUAAUUAAUUAUAAUCCAAGGACGGUAUUAUUAAAAAGUAAACACGAUAUAAAUAUAUAUAGAUAUAAAUAUGAAUAUAAUAUAUUAUGAAGACUUGUACUAAUUCUGAUGUGCGCAACUGUAGUUGGAGUGUUGCGUGCGAUAUGUAAAUAAUAAUAAUAAUCACUCUUGUCAGUAAAUGAUUAUUCGAGACAGAAUGUCUAUGAAACGAAUGUCGUUUACAUUGCCAACACAAUGAUUGAAUUUUUAAUCUUUCAAUUGCAUUUUAUCUACAAAGUCACUCAAAGUAUGUAAGCUGAUUCUCCCAGAAUUCUGUGUAACAAAAAGUACGUAAUGUGCAUUUUAACGUAAACGAAAUAAAUCAGUACAAAGAUUACAACGUGUAUGGACUUUUGUAAAUCAAAAAAACAUGCGCGAUCUAUACAUUCGUCAUCAUAGAUUCGGUUAGAAAAGUGUAGGCAAGUCAGCUUUUACGUACGAUAACCUGUAAUGUUAAUUAAUGCUUAAUUAAUAUGUCAUUUUGAAAUCGUACUAUGUUGUCAUUAUGAAGACACAAACUCUGUGACAAAUUUUAAUUUUUCUCUUUCUUUUUUUUUGAGAAAAAACUGUGAACCUUUUCGUUUUGUCGACAUUCUGCAUGACACGUCACAGAAUCGAUAAAAUUGACAGCUCGAGCAUAGCGAGAGAUCUCAUUGCGAGCAUUAAAUUAAUUAACAAGGCACUGCCACACCGGACCAACAAAGUCGAAACGAAUAACAGAAGGGAUUCUGAGAGGGAAAGAGGAAAGACACGCGCAAAUGCAGAAAGAGAACCAAUAAUCCUUUAUCGAUUUCCCGUAAAGAGAAAAGCUAUAAAUGAAGAUAUAUAUGAAACUGAGACCCUUCCAUGUUAAACGAAUGUGAACGAGUGCGUAGUUCCAAUAUACGUAUGCGUGAUUGAAGAGUGAGAGAAGAAAGGAGAGAAAGAGAGAGAGAAAGAGAGAGAGAGAGAGAGAGAGAGAGAGUGCAUGAGCGAGCGAGCAAACGAGCGAUUGAGAGAAAGAAACAGAAGGAAGAAGAACGGAAGAAUACGUGAAACGUUUUUCUUCGGCAAACAACGUCUUUGUAUACUCUACCCGUGUGUAAGGACAAAAAAAACCACGAUUCUCUUGUAUAUGUACAUCAAUAUCUCGAUAGUAGCCGUAAGCCUAACUAGUGAGUCGCGGAUUUGCGAUGGAACCAGUUAAAUGAGUGCGAUGGAACCAGUUAAAUGAGUGCAAUUAAAAUUCGCCCGAUUUAAUUAAAAAGUACGAUUGUUCGUUUACUAUCUUGUUUAUUCGCGAAUCAUUUAUGCAAAUCUAUUGCACAAUCCAUUGCCGUUCUAUUUAUUCCAUAAAUUUGUAUUCACCUGUAAAUUACAUAUUUGAGGUAUAUAAUUAACAACAUUAUAAACCUGUUAAAGUAAAUCGUACGUGUGAUACCCGACUUUGUAUAAGCAAAUCGAAUUUUCUUUCAUAUAGCGAUUCAUCCCACUUACAUUCUCUAUUUAUUAAGACGAUAGCUACCGUUUACAGCAACUUCGUAUACUUGUGUAUCUUCACCAAGUCGCGAAUUCACGGGAAACAGAUGAAAGGACGGGAAUUUACAUAUGUGUGCGUACCGGAAGCAAAUCCGCGACGCAUUAUUAUUUAACAUAAUGUAGUGAGUUUUCGAUGUCUUCGAGUAUAAUUACAGUUUGUACACGUAUACACGCAGUUUUAAGCAACAGAAACAGAAAUACGCAUACACAUACACACACACACACACACGUAUACACAACACACACGCGCGCGCACAAGUGACAUCACUUAUGGAUUUACCAGAAACACAUCGAGGAGGAAGCGAGGACAAUGGAAGGCACAGAACGGAAGAAGAGUUAACGUUUCGUCGCAGCAGGCGAUAAUGACAGGCGGAACACAAAGAAAUAAAAUAAAAUAAAAUACAGUAAAAGUAUAAAUUACAUGUUGUGGUGUAAGCAGUUCUUCGAAUGUCGAGUAGCGACGAAUACGUCUGUAAAUUCAUAAAUUCGCUCAUUCAUCGAUUCCUAUUUUCAUUGUAUACCGUUAAAACCAGUUUCAUUGUAACCCGAGUUACAUCGGUACAUCGUUGCCGCAUCAUUUGUAACGAUACACGAUUAUAUUGGUUAAUAAAAGUUAUCUAGACGUAA